Molecule: messenger RNA, 729 nt
Organism: Candidula unifasciata
Lineage: Eukaryota; Metazoa; Mollusca; Gastropoda; Stylommatophora; Geomitridae
Source: the annotation of a GenBank genome assembly
AUGUGCCCUUACAUAACUGUCGUGUGCCCUUACAUAACUGUCGUGUGCCCUUACAUACCUGUCAUGUGCCCUUACAUAACUGUCGUGUGCCCUUACAUAACUGUCAUGUUCCCUUACAUAACUGUCAUGUUCCCUUACAUAACUGUCGUGUGCCCUUACAUAACUGUCAUGUGCCCUUACAUAACUGUCAUGUUCCCUUACAUAACUGUCAUGUUCCCUUACAUAACUGUCGUGUGCCCUUACAUAACUGUCGUGUGCCCUUACAUAACUGUCAUGUUCCCUUACAUAACUGUCGUGUGCCCUUACAUAACUGUCAUGUGCCCUUACAUAACUGUCGUGUUCCCUUACAUAACUGUCGUGUGCCCUUACAUAACUGUCAUGUUCCCUUACAUAACUGUCGUGUGCCCUUACAUAACUGUCAUGUUCCCUUACAUAACUGUCAUGUUCCCUUACAUAACUGUCGUGUGCCCUUACAUAACUGUCAUGUUCCCUUACAUAACUGUCAUGUUCCCUUACAUAACUGUCGUGUGCCCUUACAUAACUGUCGUGUGCCCUUACAUAACUGUCAUGUUCCCUUACAUAACUGUCAUGUUCCCUUACAUAACUGUCGUGUGCCCUUACAUAACUGUCAUGUGCCCUUACAUAACUGUCAUGUUCCCUUACAUAACUGUCGUGUGCCCUCACAUACCUGUCAUGUGCCCUCACAUACUGUCAUGUGCCCUUACAUAA